Molecule: messenger RNA, 2609 nt
Organism: Peromyscus eremicus (cactus mouse)
Lineage: Eukaryota; Metazoa; Chordata; Mammalia; Rodentia; Cricetidae
Gene: Ppp2r5c
Product: protein phosphatase 2 regulatory subunit B'gamma
Exons: 16
Coding region: 90-1835 (581 amino acids)
Biological process (GO): protein dephosphorylation; signal transduction
Cellular component (GO): nucleus; protein phosphatase type 2A complex; cytosol
Molecular function (GO): protein phosphatase activator activity
Source: RefSeq, a predicted model, not a curated record
GACGGCUGGGCCGGGGGCGCUUCUGCUGCUGCGGCGGCGGUGGCGGCGGGCGGCGGCAGGGGCGGCGGCGGCGGCGGCCCGCACCAGCCAUGCCGAAUAAAAACAAGAAGGAGAAAGAACCACCAAAACCGGUGAAAAGUGGAAAAGGUUCAAAAGAAGGACAAGACACAGCAGAACCAGAGCAGAUAGCCAGCAGGAAAAACAGCCUCGUGGCUGUCCAGUCUUCGACAUCUACUAAAAUAAAAGUCCCAGUUCCUCAGCCCGUCGUCCCUGUUAAGAAAGACAAACGGCAGAAUUCUUCACGGUUUAACGCCAGCAAUAACAGAGAACUGCAAAAACUCCCAUCUUUAAAAGAUGUUCCUCCUGCGGAUCAAGAGAAGCUUUUCAUCCAGAAGCUUCGACAAUGUUGUGUCCUCUUUGACUUUGUUUCUGACCCGCUGAGUGACCUGAAGUGGAAGGAAGUAAAGCGAGCUGCAUUAAGUGAGAUGGUUGAAUAUAUCACCCACAACAGGAAUGUGAUCACAGAGCCCAUUUACCCAGAGGUUGUCCACAUGUUUGCAGUUAACAUGUUUCGAACCUUGCCACCCUCCUCCAAUCCUACGGGAGCAGAAUUUGACCCAGAAGAAGAUGAACCAACGUUAGAAGCAGCCUGGCCUCAUCUGCAGCUUGUUUAUGAAUUUUUCUUAAGAUUUUUAGAGUCUCCAGAUUUCCAGCCCAAUAUAGCAAAGAAAUAUAUUGAUCAGAAGUUUGUAUUACAGCUUCUAGAGCUCUUUGACAGCGAGGAUCCUCGGGAGAGAGAUUUCCUAAAAACUACCCUUCACAGAAUCUAUGGGAAGUUCUUAGGUCUGCGUGCUUACAUCAGGAAACAGAUAAAUAAUAUAUUUUAUAGGUUUAUUUAUGAGACAGAGCAUCACAAUGGCAUAGCAGAAUUACUGGAAAUACUGGGAAGUAUAAUUAAUGGAUUUGCCUUACCACUGAAGGAAGAGCACAAGAUUUUCCUGUUAAAGGUGUUGCUGCCCUUGCACAAAGUGAAAUCCCUGAGUGUCUACCAUCCCCAGCUGGCGUACUGUGUUGUGCAGUUUUUGGAGAAGGACAGCACCCUCACUGAACCAGUGGUAAUGGCACUUCUCAAAUACUGGCCAAAGACUCACAGUCCAAAAGAAGUUAUGUUCUUAAAUGAAUUAGAAGAGAUUUUAGAUGUAAUUGAACCAUCAGAAUUUGUGAAGAUCAUGGAGCCUCUCUUUCGACAGUUAGCCAAAUGUGUUUCCAGCCCUCACUUCCAGGUGGCAGAGCGGGCACUAUAUUACUGGAACAAUGAGUACAUUAUGAGUUUAAUCAGUGAUAAUGCAGCGAAGAUUCUGCCCAUCAUGUUUCCAUCCUUGUACCGCAACUCAAAGACCCACUGGAACAAGACCAUACAUGGCUUGAUAUACAAUGCCCUGAAACUCUUCAUGGAGAUGAACCAAAAACUCUUCGAUGACUGUACCCAGCAGUUCAAAGCAGAGAAACUGAAAGAGAAGCUGAAGAUGAAAGAGAGAGAAGAAGCAUGGGUUAAAAUAGAAAAUCUAGCCAAAGCGAAUCCCCAGUAUGCAGUGUAUAGUCAAGCCAGCGUCAUGAGCAUUCCGGUGGCAAUGGAGACAGAUGGGCCUCAGUUUGAAGAUGUGCAGAUGCUGAGAAAGACAGUGAGCGACGAGACUCGUCAGGCACAGAAAGACCCGAAGAAGGACCGUCCCCUUGUGCGGCGCAAGUCCGAGCUGCCUCAGGACCCCCACACCGAGAAAGCCUUGGAAGCUCACUGCAGAGCCAGUGAGCUGCUCUCCCAGGAUGGGCGCUAGCCUCUGGAGCAGCACAUCGAGCGGGGCCUGUCAGUUCUCUUCUGGAUGCUAUAGAAAAGACAUACUGUUUGUGCCAUACCAAUCAGCUACACUCAUAGUCAAAGCUCCCUCCGACCCCGUUCUGUGGGCAAUAAUGCACGUCUGCCUCAGCUCGAGAUUAGGAGUUCAAACAAUGGUGGCUUCUCUGGCCCUGCUGGCCAAGCCAGGGGUCGAGGGCAGUGUUGUCACCACCCCAGCAUAGCCCUGAGUAAGACUGUGUCCCCAAGUCAGAGCUGUAGGAAAGCACCCUGGUUGUCUUCUUGUUCUCCCAAAUAGGUAGUUUUGUGGGAACGCCAUGAGUUUUCAAAUCAAAGGAACACUUUGAAGGUAUCUCCUCCUUUUUAAGACUUUACAACCUUUGACAUCGUUUCCACGAUUUGCUGUGCCAGCAGCUAGUGUUUGUUGGUUAAACCUCACCGAAAUGGCUCUUUGCUUUCACAUUCUAGCCACCUACUGGGAAACUGACUGACAUCCUCAGCACUGGGACCUUCUAAGGUGUUUUUUUCCUUUGAUUAACGGCAUGCACACCAUGUCAUGCUUCCCUUAAUGUCUACCGAAAGCCAUAUUUCAUAGUCUGUGGCAGAGGCCAGGGUUCCACCUAAGCUCAGAGAAGAAAGCUCUGAGAAGUGCUUUCUCAGUCCACCUUGACUAGAAUCUCAAUGUUGAAAUUAUGUGUUCAUAUUUUUAUUUGCAGAAUCAGUUUUCAUCUACUUACACAUUAUCCUUCAACAAGGC